This is a messenger RNA of Asparagus officinalis (garden asparagus), 3254 nucleotides long. Its product is annotated as periodic tryptophan protein 2 homolog. Gene Ontology annotation, biological process: ribosomal small subunit assembly; maturation of SSU-rRNA from tricistronic rRNA transcript (SSU-rRNA, 5.8S rRNA, LSU-rRNA). Gene Ontology annotation, molecular function: protein binding. Lineage: Eukaryota; Viridiplantae; Streptophyta; Magnoliopsida; Asparagales; Asparagaceae. Gene Ontology annotation, cellular component: Pwp2p-containing subcomplex of 90S preribosome; small-subunit processome. The record is from RefSeq and is a predicted model, not a curated record.
GCCGUCUCCAAAUUAGGGUUUUAGCUUCCCCAUUCCCCUCUCUCUCUCUCUCUCUCUCUCAAACCCUAGCUCCGGCGAUGAACUUCCGCUUCCAGAAUCUUCUCGGCGCUCCGUAUCGCGGCGGAAACGUGGUGGUCGCCGAGGACGCGACCUUACUGUCACCGGUCGGUAACCGCGUCUCCUCCACCGACCUCCUCAAAUCCCAAACCCUAACCCUGCCCAUCGAAUCCGCCUCAAACAUCUCCCGCAUCGCCAUCUCUCCGGACGGCGUAUUCCUCCUCGCCGGCCGCCGCGCCGUCCUCCACCGCAUCACCUUCAAAAACCCCGCCACCGCCGUCGAGUUCAGCCCUAAUGGAGCCCUAAUCGCCGUGGGCGUUGGUAAGCUUGUUCAGAUUUGGAGGUCACCGGGCUUUAAGAAAGAGUUCUUUUCGUUUCAGUUGGAGAGGACGUUUCCUGAUUGUGCGGCGACAGUCACUUCGUUGAAUUGGAGUCCCGAUUCGAAGUAUUUGCUCGCUGGAUCCAAGGAUUUGACGGUGAGGUUGUUUUCUUUGGAUAAAUCGAAGGAGGGGAGAAGGCCGUUCGUAUUUUCGGGGCACAGAGAGGCGAUUGUGGGUGCAUUCUUCUCUCUUGAUAAGAAGAGUGGCAAAGUUGUCAGGGUUUACUCAGUUUCGAGAGAUGGAGCUAUUUUUACAUGGAAUUUGGAUCAAAGUUCUGAUUUUGAUGAGCCUCUAUCUCCGGGUACGCCAGAACAAGGUGCCUCUAUUGAUGAUUUAGAUAAUUUUAGCAGAAAAAGGAAGAAUUUGGAGGAGAGUGAAAUUCUACUGAAUAAAAGGAAGUGGGAAUUGGCUAAGAAGGACUUGUUCAUGCAAGCACCAGCGAGGUUGACUGCUUGUGAUUAUCACAACGAACUUGAUAUGGUGGUUGUUGCAUUCUCUAAUGGGGUUUUCGGAUUGUAUCAGAUGCCUGAUUUUGUGUGCAUUCACUUGCUUUCAAUAUCUAGGGAGAAGAUAACUACUGCUGUUUUUAAUAGGUUGGGGAAUUGGUUGACGUUUGGGUGUGCAAAACUUGGGCAGUUGCUUGUUUGGGAGUGGAGAUCAGAGAGUUAUAUCCUUAAGCAGCAGGGGCAUUAUUUUGAUGUAAAUUGUGUGUCAUAUUCUCCGGACUCACAGAUGUUGGCUACUGGAGCGGACGAUAAUAAAGUCAAGGUCUGGACAGUUUCAUCAGGCUUUUGUUUUGUAACAUUCUCUGAGCAUACUAAUGCUGUCACUGCAGUCCACUUCAUGGCUAAUAACCAUUGUCUUCUGAGUGCCUCACUGGAUGGAACGGUUCGAGCAUGGGAUUUGUUUCGUUACCGGAAUUUUAGAACAUUUACUACUCCUACACCCAGGCAGUUUGUUGCAUUGGCUUCAGACCAGAGUGGUGAAAUAAUUUGUGCUGGGACACUGGAUUCUUUUGAGAUUUUUGUUUGGUCAAUGAAGACUGGCCGUCUAUUAGAUAUUCUUAGCGGUCAUGAAGGACCAGUUCAUGGUUUGAUGUUUUCGCCUACAAAUGCUAUUCUAGCUUCAUCAUCAUGGGACAAAACUGUUAGGUUGUGGGAUGUUUUUGAGGGGAAAGGUGCAGUGGAGACCUUUCCGCAUACACAUGAUGUACUCACAGUGGUGUAUCGUCCGGAUGGAAAGCAGCUAGCUUGCAGUACACUAGAUGGUCAAAUUCACUUUUGGGAUCCUAUAGAUGGUGUAGUAAUGUACACAAUUGAGGGUCGUAGGGAUAUUGCAGGAGGACGACUCAUGACAGAUAGAAGGUCAGCAGCCAAUUCCAGUUCAGGCAAAUAUUUUACAACUCUGUGCUACUCUGCUGAUGGGAGCUAUAUUUUAGCUGGAGGAAGCAGUAAAUACAUAUGCAUGUAUGACAUUGCAGACCAGGUCUUGCUCCGCAGAUUUCAAAUUACACGAAAUCUCUCUUUGGAUGGAGUUCUCGACUUUCUGAAUUCUAAGAAUAUGACAGAUGCUGGUCCACUGGAUUUAAUUGAUGAUGAAGAUAGUGAUGGCGAAGAAGGUAUCACUAAGCAAACAAGAGAUACAUUGGGAUAUGAUCUACCUGGGUCGAAACCCAACCGUGGGCGUCCAGUUGUACGCACGAAGUGCUUGAAGAUUGCGCCUACUGGAAGAUCUUGGGCUGCGGCUACUACUGAAGGAGUUCUAACAUACUCUGUAGAUGAAUCCUUUGUGUUUGAUCCUACCGAUCUUGACAUUGAUGUUACACCGGAGGCAGUUGAAGUGGCUCUUUCCGAGGGCCAAAAGCAGAGAGCAUUAAUCCUCAGCCUUCGCCUAAAUGAGGACUCUUUAAUCAAAAAAUGUAUAUUUUCCGUAAAUCCCUCAGAUAUACCGGUGGUAGCUUCAUCCAUACCCUUCAAAUAUUUGCAGAGGUUAAUGGAGGCAUUUGCUGAUCUCUUAGAAAGCUGCCCACAUCUGGAAUUUAGCCUUCAGUGGUGUCAGGAGCUUUGUAAAACUCAUGGGCAUUUCAUUCAACAAAAUUCCAGAAGUCUUCUACCGGCUCUAAGAUCCCUGCAGAAAGCAAUUACAAAAUUGCACCAAGACAUGACAGAUAUUUGUUCAUCUAAUGAAUAUUUGCUUCAGUAUCUGUGCGCAACAGGAACCAAAAUCUGAUGGAAAUUUCACCAUAGAUCAGCAAUGAGAUGCUAACUGAGUAUGUACUUCAAAUUCCGUUCCUUCUCUUACAAGAUCCAGAUUCCCAAUAUGAUUCCUACAACCAGUGUGAGGACAUCUUAUGCAGCUUCCAUAUGUAGUUCUUUACAACUUGUGCAAUCAUUACAGGAUCCGGCAUGCUGGCUAAUGAAUUGACGAGCUUUGGAUGUGCUAGGCCAGUGAAAAAGAGAGAGGAAAUGCGUUACAUUGAUUCCGUCCAUGACGGUAUGCUAGUCUUAUUUUGUAAUACCAGCUUGAUUCUUUGCGUUGGAUGCUUCAAGUUAACCAUCAUCCUUUCAUAUCCUAACAUGCUGCUAUGGUAUCUAUGUGGUACGUGGUUCCGAGCACCGAGUCUAGCCUAUGGAUCGUAUUCCUUUUGCUUAGCACAAUUCGCAGAAUGUGUAUGUUUAUUAAGUAUCUGACUCAACCUCUAUCUUUAUAUUCUGUUUGAAAUUUCUACUCUGUUCUGCAUUUAUACGUUCCGUGGAAGGAGCAACGUCGUGUUUGUAGUCUGUGAGUGUAAUAUAAUAAUUAUUAUAUAUAUAUUUU